AGAAAGGUCAUUUCGGAAUAGUAAAGACUGAGGAACUUAUUGAAAGAGAAUAUUAUAUAGAGAAUUUAAGAGAAAAGAUUAAGAAAAUUGUUGAUAAUUGCGUUGAGUGCAUAAUUGUAUCUCAUAAAAAGGGCAAAAAAGAAGGUUUGCUUAAUCCGAUUGAUAAGGGUAGUGUCCCAUUGUCGACCUAUCACAUAGAUCACUUAGGACCCCUUACAUCAACAAAUAAAAGUUACAAGUACAUACUUACAGUAGUUGACGCGUUUACCAAAUUUACUUGGAUUUAUCCUGUGAAGACUUUAACAACAGAAGAGACUAUUAACAAACUGACUUUACAACAACAAGUUUUUGGGUCACCCGAACGUAUAAUAACAGACCGAAACGCUGCAUUCACUUCAAAUGAUUUUAAAGAGUAUUGUAAGAAUGAGAACAUUACACAUUAUUUAAUAACGACUGGUCAGCCAAGAGGAAACGGACAAGUAGAGAGGGUACAUCAGAUAAUUAUAAACGUACUUGCUAAACUAAGCGCCGAUGAUCCUACGAAAUGGUACCGUCGUGUAUCAAAUGUACAGCGUUGUUUGAACGGAACUUAUCAACGUAGCAUUGGAAUGACGCCGUUUGAAUUGAUGUUCGGAGUAAAGAUGAGAGAUAAAGAUGAUGGAAUAUUAAAAUUGAUUGAAGAAGAAAUUAUUCAAGAAGUAAACGACAAGAGGCAAGAAAUAAGGGAGAAAGCUAAAGAGUCUAUAAGGAAAAUACAAGAAGAGAAUGUGAAGUACUACAAUCGGAAGAGAAAAGAGGCUUUUUCUUAUGAUAUUGGAGAUUUAGUAGCGAUCAAGAAGACACAGUUCUCACAAGGGAGUAAACUGUACCCUAAGUUUCUAGGACCCUACGAAGUCACCGAAAAGAAACGUAACGACAGAUACGUACUAAAUAAAAUAGGAACGGCGGAAGGCCCUAUUAAGACAACUAGUUCUGCAGAUUACAUGAAGCCUUGGGUCUCCUCGGAAGAUAGUAUUUCAUCUGGGACAGAUGAAUAGUCAGGACGGCCGUGUGGGUUGUGAACGUUUUUUAUUUAAAUUGUUUCGUUAUUUUAAGUUAUUGUUAGGACUGGCACUUUUUAUUUUAGAAGAGUAAAUUGAUGUAAAAUGUCAAAGAAAAAGGAUUAGACAUUGAAGUUUGGAAGAUGAAAAAACCUAUUAAAGAAACUGAAGGAAAUAUUUGUUUUACUAUAUCCAACUGAGUAA
Messenger RNA from Amyelois transitella, 1244 nucleotides. RefSeq lists its product as uncharacterized. The coding region runs from base 609 to 1037 and encodes 142 amino acids. The record is from RefSeq and is a predicted model, not a curated record. The transcript has a single exon. Lineage: Eukaryota; Metazoa; Arthropoda; Insecta; Lepidoptera; Pyralidae.